AUGGCCACAACCAACGAUCCAAGAAACGAAGAAAUUCCCAUCACAAAGAUCAGCUACUCAACCCACAUACUGGUCAAGCAGUUCGUCCACGAGUGGAAAAUCAAGAACUUCGAGUACUGCCAUCUUUCCGACGGUGACUACCUGGAGUCUCUGAAAUUCGUCACCGUCGAUCAGGACGACUCCUUUGAGUGGGCUUUGGAAUACGACAGCGCCGAGAACGCCUUCAAGCAAGUCGACAUCCAGCUGUCGCUCGUCAAUGGCAAGGGAGACGAGGUCAACGUCGAGAAGAAACUUAUCUCCAAAACGGAUUGGUUCAACGAUGAGGCUGUGUUCCGAAACUUCAUCUCCAGAAAGCAACUCCUGGACGAAGCCAACGAUUUGCUACCGAACAAAGAGUUGACGAUCUUGUGCAAGUUUUUCUUCAACAAAGGUCAGUGCCACCAGUCCACGGUAGCCGUCGACCAAGUACCGAUCGAGCGUCGUCUGCUAGAGUUCGACGAUUUCGAGAAGCUUUUGGACAACCCGGUCUUCAGCGACGUUGAGAUCGUCGUCGGGGACAAGAAGUUCCCUGCGCACAAGAACAUCCUGUCGUAUCGAAGCCGCUACUUCGAGAACAUCUUCCAAACAGCCGGUAGCUGCCACGAUCGGCUGGAAAUCGACGGGGUCGAAGUUCAGGUUAUGCGCGAAGUGCUGCGCUUCGUUUAUACGGGCAAGAUCGAGCAGCUUCCGAAGUUGAGCCGUGACUUGUUGGUGCACGCGGAGAAGUACGAGAUAGAAGGUCUGAGAGAGGUCUGCGAACGAGCUCUGAUCGAUCACUUGGCUCUGGAUUUGGACAACGUUGGAGAUAUGCUUGCACUGGUCGACAAGUGUCGCAAGGCUGAAAAUCUGAAGAAAGUGGUCAUCGAUUUCGUGACCAAGCACUCGAAGGACUUGAUGGACAGGAAGGAUUUCAAGGCUAUCUUCGCGGUGCUGACGCCGACAUUUCUGGCAGAGGUCAUCGCUGCUUUGAUAUCGAAAAUGUAG
Messenger RNA from Nasonia vitripennis (jewel wasp), 1023 nucleotides. Its product is annotated as speckle-type POZ protein-like. NCBI's taxonomy places the organism in Eukaryota, Metazoa, Arthropoda, Insecta, Hymenoptera, Pteromalidae. Gene Ontology annotation, cellular component: cytoplasm. Gene Ontology annotation, biological process: regulation of proteolysis; proteasome-mediated ubiquitin-dependent protein catabolic process. The record is from RefSeq and is a predicted model, not a curated record. Bases 1 to 1023 code for a protein of 340 amino acids. Gene Ontology annotation, molecular function: ubiquitin protein ligase binding. The transcript has 2 exons.